This is a messenger RNA of Asterias rubens (European starfish), 1826 nucleotides long. Its product is annotated as replication protein A 14 kDa subunit-like. The record is from RefSeq and is a predicted model, not a curated record. Gene Ontology annotation, biological process: nucleotide-excision repair; double-strand break repair via homologous recombination; mismatch repair. Bases 116 to 463 code for a protein of 115 amino acids. NCBI's taxonomy places the organism in Eukaryota, Metazoa, Echinodermata, Asteroidea, Forcipulatida, Asteriidae. Gene Ontology annotation, cellular component: DNA replication factor A complex; site of double-strand break; nucleus. The transcript has 4 exons. Gene Ontology annotation, molecular function: single-stranded DNA binding; damaged DNA binding.
GAGUCGGAUCACGUCAAAAAAAGGCCAGCAGUCAACACCACAACCACCGUCUACUUCUACUUCUACUUUUCCGCACUUGUUUUACGGUGUAAGUAUCUCCUAUUGAUUGAGGACUAUGGAUCAAGAUACGCAGCCACAGCCAAGAGUGAACGGCUCAAUGUUGCCGAAGUAUCAAGGAAGUGUUGUGUGCUUGCUUGGGAGAGUUAAAGAAAUUGACCCCAAUGGAACGUCCUUCAUGCUGGGACUGAGUGACAAUGUUGAUGUUCAAGUGCAGUUGCAAGAUCCACUCCAAGACAUGAUUGAAGGCAUCACUGAGGUCAUAGGUCAUGUCGGACAAAACUCAAGAGUCAUUAACUGCAUUCAAUAUGUCAACUUAGGAGAAAUGGACUUUGACUUGACACUCUAUGAUGAAGCGCUUAAAAUCACACAUGACUUUGCGGAGUUCUACAUGCCAGGAGUGUAGCAUGAUGACGUGGCAGUGUUUAUAUUCGAUACUAGUGCUGUAUGCCGAUGACUUGUAUGUAAAUGUAUCAAUCAGUCAUAGGCGCCUGUGUGGAUGCACACACACAGCACAUAAUGAAAAAUGUACAUUCAAUAAACAGCUCUGUGUGGAUGGCUUCAGGUUCAAAUUGAAAUUUGAAUUCCAGAACAUGUCCCUAUUGGUACCUGAUUAUCUCUUAAGGAAUCCACUUUCUAUUGUUCAAUGUUUUGAGUGUUUUAAUCCAAGACAAAUUAUCAAAUGUUUCAUAGUACUACUGCAAGGCAAUUCCCAAACAAUUAUUUCCAACCAAUUACCUACAUGUACCUAGAAGGCACCAACAUGAAUCAUUGAGAUUGCAAUUACCUACAUGUACCUAGAAGGCGCCAACAUGAAUCAUUGAGAUUGCAAUUACCUACAUGUACCUAGAAGGCGCCAACAUGAAUCAUUGAGAUUGCAAUUACCUACAUGUACCUAGAAGGCGCCAACAUGAAUCAUUGAGAUUGCAAUUACCUACAUGUACCUAGAAGGCGCCAACAUGAAUCAUUGAGAUUGCAAUGCUCACAUGUACCUAGAAGGCGCCAACAUGAAUCAUUGAGAUUGCAAUGCUCACAUGUACCUAGAAGGCGCCAACAUGAAUCAUUGAGAUUGCAAUGCUCACAUGUACCUAGAAGGCGCCAACAUGAAUCAUUGAGAUUGCAAUGCUCACAUGUACCUAGAAGGCGCCAACAUGAAUCAUUGAGAUUGCAAUUACCUACAUGUACCUAGAAGGCGCCAACAUGAAUCAUUGAGAUUGCAAUGCUCACAUGUACCUAGAAGGCGCCAACAUGAAUCAUUGAGAUUGCAAUUACCUACAUGUACCUAGAAGGCGCCAACAUGAAUCAUUGAGAUUGCAAUGGUCACCAGUCUACCUUUAAAAAGAUCAAUCUGAUAUCAUUAAACUCUUACUAGUUCCACAAUUACUCGCAGAGCACAAGUAGAGUAUCAGCCAAGAUGGCAUGUCAUUUACAUAGGUUGUUGUGACCACUGCUGACCAGUGCUAUGCUGUUGUUUUGUGCCUCUGAUCAUCAUGCCAUAAUAAUUUCAGCAGGAAUAAAAGGAGUAUUUUGUUCAUCUUUUUUGCCGUACAUGGUGUGUGAUCUUUUAACAAGAAUUAGUGCCAGGCUAAGCAACUAUUUAAUAAAACAGAAAAAGACAUUUUGAACAAUUUUAUUGAGCUGGUAACUUUAUAAGCAGAAAUUUUGCAUCCAAAAUCUUGUAAUUUCUGAUCUUACAAUUUAAACAAAUCCUUGUCACUUGUAAACUGUGAACAUCAUUUGGUUAUUAAAUAAUAGGAUUAUAAAUCCUC